AUGAAUCCCAGUUCCACACUGGACGUCACCACUGCAUAUUCGGAGCGACGGCAUGAAAAUGGUAACAUCCAGACCAAUGAGCAUUUGCUGGUAGCGUUGUCGAAUGGCGGAGUGACGCAGACGGCCCAACAACUGAAAUUGCGAGACGAAAAUAUAAACGUAGCACCAAAAGACUAUGACCCGCCAAUAGACUACAGAGAAGACGUUUUUUAUGGGCCAAAUGGUAUUCGAAUCAAAAGAGAGGCAUCAAUCACUCCAGAAGAAGGACUGAACGCACUGUUUUUUGCUGCGGUGCCGGAACUUUUCGAUUUCACUAGUAUACGAUUCUAUGGGCCUUUUCAAGCACCAAGUCUGCAUUCUUUUUUUUUGAUUGAAUUAUCAUUUGGGAAAAAUAUGAGGAGCACUGCUUAG
Gongylonema pulchrum is the source of this 411-nucleotide messenger RNA. The record is from the annotation of a GenBank genome assembly. NCBI's taxonomy places the organism in Eukaryota, Metazoa, Nematoda, Chromadorea, Rhabditida, Gongylonematidae.